AUGGCUAAAUAUUUGCUAACCUUGCUUUCCUCUCCGUCCUUAACCUCACAAGCGCCAACCUCACAGGCUCCAUUCCAGCUGAGCUUGGAAAGGCUGCGCCGUCUCAGGGUUCUUGCUCUUCCCUGGAACAGCCUGUCAGGUUACUUCUCUUCAACCAUCGGAAACCUCACGAGGCUCCAGCGCCUUGUCCUUUACAAGAACAGUCUAUCGGGGCAGAUCCCACCUGAGCUGCAAAACCUGCAAAGUCUUACGCAGUUAGAGUUGCAGAUGAAUUUCUUGAGUGGCAAAAUUCCAGAAGAAAUAUUCAACAACACGCCUUACCUGAGCCAUCUGAACCUUGGCAACAACAGCCUAUGGGGACCGAUACCGGUCGGUAUUGGCAACUUGCCCAUGCUUCAGCUCCUUGUUUUGCAACAGAAUCAGCUUACAGGCACAGUGCCUCCUAACAUCUUCAACAAGUCCACCCUGCAAACGAAGUCGACAGCCGCGGUGGCUCCCUCGGCAUCACAGCCCGCUUCACCUCCUUCGUGUGACCCGCCAGCAGCCGCCACCGUCCCCAACGCCGGCGGGGACGUGUCCAUGGAGGACACCCAUAAUCUGUUCGGCGCAAUGCCCGCAAGUGAUCAAUCAACGGUUGGUGUCGACUCCUUUGUCAAUAUGAUUAACGAGGCCGUUGGCAUAGAUGACAUGUCCCUCACAAUGCCAUAUGAAAGUUUAGAUGAAGAUCUCAUUAAGAUUCCUACUCCUACAAAGAAAAAAUGGGCAAGGGUGGCCAAUUACUCAACACAAGAGGAUGAGGCCUUGGUCAUGGCAUGGGAGAGUGUGAGCCUUGAUGCAAUCACGGGGACUGAUCAAAACAGUAACACUUAUUGCAAGCGCAUUGAGGAGUUAAAAUAG
Molecule: messenger RNA, 897 nt
Organism: Phragmites australis (common reed)
Lineage: Eukaryota; Viridiplantae; Streptophyta; Magnoliopsida; Poales; Poaceae
Product: probable leucine-rich repeat receptor-like protein kinase At5g63930
Exons: 3
Coding region: 1-897 (298 amino acids)
Molecular function (GO): protein binding
Source: RefSeq, a predicted model, not a curated record